Messenger RNA from Lipotes vexillifer (Yangtze River dolphin), 894 nucleotides. RefSeq names its product anaphase promoting complex subunit 15 (gene ANAPC15). Gene Ontology annotation, biological process: regulation of mitotic cell cycle spindle assembly checkpoint. Bases 221 to 598 code for a protein of 125 amino acids. NCBI's taxonomy places the organism in Eukaryota, Metazoa, Chordata, Mammalia, Artiodactyla, Lipotidae. The record is from RefSeq and is a predicted model, not a curated record. Gene Ontology annotation, cellular component: anaphase-promoting complex. The transcript is spliced from 6 exons.
GGGAGCUGGAAACAAAAGAAGACCAAGGACGCAUGCGCUUGGUGUGUCCCAGGUUCUGAUGGGUUCUUCCGCUCAGGCAGAAUAAAGUGCUUCCGGGUCGCCGUCGCCUGCCGACUCCCGGCGCGAUGAGGAAACUGAGGCUCAGAGAGGUUAAGUGACUUGGCCAAGGUCAAACAGCUAGUAAGCGGUGGAGCCAGGACUCAAACCCAGUCUAGGAGCCAUGUCCACCUUGUUUCCCUCACUCUUCCCCCGUGUGACUGAGACACUGUGGUUUAAUCUGGAUCGACCCUGUGUGGAGGAGACAGAGCUGCAGCAGCAAGAACAGCAGCAUCAGGCCUGGCUCCAGAGCAUUGCAGAGAAAGACAACAACCUGGUACCUAUUGGCAAGCCGGCCUCAGAGCACUAUGAUGACGAGGAAGAGGAAGAUGAAGACGACGACGAGGACAGUGAAGAGGACUCGGAGGAUGAUGAGGACAUGCAGGACAUGGAUGAGAUGAAUGACUACAAUGAGUCACCUGACGAUGGAGAAGUCAAUGAGCCUCCUCUCCAGGUGGACAUGGAAGGCAACGAGCAGGAUCAGGACCAGUGGAUGAUCUAGGUAGACAAGGCAGGGUGGUCUCAGGAUGACUCCAGGCCCGCCCAACCUAUCCUGGAGCCCCUGCGGACUCAGCUGAUCACCCAACCCCCCCCUGCCCCGGUGCCUGAAAGCUCACCCUCGGGCACCUCCUUAGCUGCUGCCAGCAGCUGGUAUCCUUGGCCCCUCCCAGGCCACCAGUCUGCCCUUGAAUCCGCAGGGCCUGAGCCCACCCCACCUUUCUGGCCAGCACCUCAUCCCUUGGUUGCCAGAUCUAGUCUCUUUCUAACUCUCUUUAAUAAAGACACAGGACUGAUUUU